Messenger RNA from Labrus mixtus (cuckoo wrasse), 780 nucleotides. It is a transcript of the gene cox4i1, whose product is annotated as cytochrome c oxidase subunit 4 isoform 1, mitochondrial. Gene Ontology annotation, biological process: mitochondrial electron transport, cytochrome c to oxygen. The transcript is spliced from 5 exons. The record is from RefSeq and is a predicted model, not a curated record. Bases 77 to 586 code for a protein of 169 amino acids. NCBI's taxonomy places the organism in Eukaryota, Metazoa, Chordata, Actinopteri, Labriformes, Labridae.
CAGGCUACGUGUUUCCGGUUGCAGUCACACUUCCUUCAAGCCCUACGGCGGACGAGAGCAAGGAAAGAACAGGAGAAUGCUGGCCACCAGAGCCCUGCGCCUAGUUGGCAAACAUGCCAUUUCAACAUCUGUCUGUGUACGUGGAGGACAUGGUGUUGCUAAGGUAGAAGAAUAUACUCUCCCUGCAUACUUUGACAGGCGGGAGAGUCCUCUUCCGGAUGUCAGCUAUGUGCAGAACCUGAGUCCUGAGCAGCAGUCCCUGAAGGAGAAGGAGAAGGGCUCCUGGGCUGCACUCUCCAAUGAGGAGAAGGUUGCAUUGUACCGCAUCAGCUUCAAUCAGAGCUUUGCUGAGAUGAACCAUGGAACAUCAGAGUGGAAGUCUGUUGUUGCAGGGAUGUUCUUCUUGAUUGGCCUCACUGGCCUGGUUGUGCUCUGGCAGAGGAAGUAUGUGUACGGACCUGUCCCUCACACAUUCGAUCCUGAGUACAAAGAGAAGGAGCUGCAGAGGGUGUUGGACAUGAGAAUGAACCCAGUUGAAGGCUUCGGUGCCAAGUGGGACUACGAAAACAAGCAGUGGAAAAAGUAACUUUCAGACCCAGAGGACCAUCAUUUCAUAUACUUGAAGAGAAAGGCAGACCAACUCAACGAUACAAGAAUACCUUUAUUUCUGUAUUUAUCACUUGUUCACAUUACCUCAGUCUGUGCAUUUUGGAAGACCUCUUCCUCUUAUGGUCAUUGUGUAUUAUAGACAUAAGAAUAAAAAUCGUUAAACGUAUGAAA